Leucoraja erinaceus (little skate) is the source of this 1275-nucleotide messenger RNA. RefSeq names its product syntaxin 18 (gene stx18). Gene Ontology annotation, biological process: retrograde vesicle-mediated transport, Golgi to endoplasmic reticulum; intracellular protein transport. NCBI's taxonomy places the organism in Eukaryota, Metazoa, Chordata, Chondrichthyes, Rajiformes, Rajidae. The transcript is spliced from 9 exons. Gene Ontology annotation, cellular component: endoplasmic reticulum; membrane; SNARE complex. Bases 33 to 794 code for a protein of 253 amino acids. Gene Ontology annotation, molecular function: SNAP receptor activity. The record is from RefSeq and is a predicted model, not a curated record.
GUUAUUUGUCUUCUUCUAUUCCCAGUUAUGGAAUGUCAGACUAUUCCCGCAUGUCAGACACGGAGCGUGAUCAGAUUGACCAGGACGCCCAGAUUUUUAUGCGAACCUGCUCUGAUGCCAUCCACCAGCUGAAGACCGAAGCAAUCAAGAAUUUGAUUUCUCUCCAAGUUAAGGAGCAUCGAGAAGGUGUUUUAGACCUGUUAGAAGUUUACCUUAAAAAUGUUUGUAAAGUGUACUCCGAACAAAGGGCAAUUCGAGUCAAACGUGUGGUGGAUAAGAAAAGAUUGUCAAGACUUGAGCGCGAACAGCAUAGCGGCAAGAUGUUCAUUUCACCUUCAGAGGGGAUUCCUCCUGCUGGGCCUGAAAAUUCAGAGGAAUUAGUCUUAAAAGAUGAAAGCAAUGGAAAAAGAUUUCCAGAAACACAGGAUAAUUUGGAUAUUUGGGAUGAUGCAAAGGAUGACGAGCUUUCACCUGAAGAAAUACAAGUGUUUGAGCAAGAAAACCAGCGCCUUGUCAGUGAGAUGAAUAGCCUGGUGGAUGAAGUGAGACAAAUCGAAGGAAAAGUUGUUGAAAUCUCCAGACUUCAGGAAAUUUUUACUGACAAAGUGCUGCAACAGGAAAAAGAGAUAGACAACAUUCAUGAACUAGUUGUGGGUACAACUGAAAAUGUUAAGGAAGGGAAUGAAGACAUUAGAGAGGCAAUCAAAAAUAAUGCUGGAUUUCGAGUCUGGAUCCUCUUUUUCUUGGUGAUGUGUUCAUUCUCUCUGCUUUUCUUGGACUGGUAUGACAGUUAGCAAACGGUGAUAGCCAAGGGAUUUAUUUUGCUGCAUUUAUUACAACCUGACAGGAUUUAUUGAAGUUCAAAACGUAUAUCUUGUUGACUGAAUAUCUAAAAUCUGUGCUUGCACUAGAGUGCAGCACAAUUUUGCAAUAUUAUUUAAUGUAACUUGUUUGUAAAUUGAGUAUUUAGUAACAAACGUUAGUGAUCCAUUUAAAGAUAAAUUCUGCUACCAAUACUUGGUUUUUGGAGACACAUGGAUGGAGUAUGUUUUUAUGUAAAAUAAUGUUGAUUUAUAAUUCGAAAAGCCUUGAAAGAAACCAGUGAACAAAAGCAACUUCAAGCAAUGCUUGCUCGCAUGGUACUUUCACUGUAGCAUUUCUAGUGCCAGAGCUGAAGUGAACGGCAUGUUUUGCCAAGAUUAAAUAAAUACAAUUUUGGUUUCUUCAAUAUGUAUUUGUCUUUAAAAUAAUAAAAGUGAUGUGAAAUUGCAAAAA